Molecule: messenger RNA, 1896 nt
Organism: Pygocentrus nattereri (red-bellied piranha)
Lineage: Eukaryota; Metazoa; Chordata; Actinopteri; Characiformes; Serrasalmidae
Product: testicular spindle-associated protein SHCBP1L
Exons: 10
Coding region: 1-1896 (631 amino acids)
Biological process (GO): spermatogenesis; male meiosis cytokinesis
Cellular component (GO): meiotic spindle
Source: RefSeq, a predicted model, not a curated record
AUGGCAACGUGGUGUGCAAACGACUCCUCCGAAGACGACGAUGUAGUCCAGGCGACAGAAUACGACGAAAGCGAAAAAGACCCAACAAUUAACGUUAAUUUAGGCGAAAAAGCAGUAAAUGAUCCUCCAGGGGAAACCUCCAGCUGCCACAAGACAGCAGACGGGAAUAGGGAGAAUUCUAACAGCAAGAAACUCCUAAAUCCCGAUGGAGAACAGCCAGGUGAUUCUACCAAAGAGAAUCAGAUGUUACCACAGAUUUACAUCCCCAAAAAGCCACUCACAUGUGAAGACGGAGUCGCCCUCUUCUGCGAUCACAUACUCGGGACGUGCACGGCUGAUGAGGCAGAUGAAGCGAUUGCCUUUUUUAUAACUGAGCAAAUUGGCAAUAAACGCUCUUGGACAGCAGUAUGGAAAACUCCCCUUGAUGCCCUGUUGUUGAAUUGUGAUGUUCAGGAUGUGACAAGUGUUGUUGGCGUACUUGUCCAGGUGAAUUGUAGACCAUGUCAAGGAAAAGCCCUCCCAAUUCAUGUCACUAUAUCUGUGGCAGAACCGUUUUCCUCAAAUGUUGCUAAUCUACCAAGAGAUUUGGUAGAAGAAGUCUUGAAGGAAUGUGAUUACUCUGUUCCAAUCUUAGAUUUAUACCCUGUCCAGGGGUUGGGCUCCGAAGUGGAUAACAUCGCUGCGGCCCUGGAACAUGCAAGGUUUUUCUAUGAUAUCCUGUGGAGAGAUUGGGACGAUGAGGAGGAAUGUUCAGAAUAUGCAGGGCAAAUUGAGAAACGCUUGCAGCUCUAUUACCAUAGUCAGGAUGGAACCAUUCCUGGCCCUAUAAGCAAGAGAUACCAUACAACCCUAGAGGAGUACCGAAGUAAACGACUGGAGCUGACAAAGUUUCAGACCAGCAUCCGUGGUGAAGCGACACCAGGGGAGGCGGUGGAGUGCUGGAAGAAGUACUAUGAGAUGUCAAUGUUGUGUGGCCUUCUCAAAUUUUGGGAGAAUAUGAGACUCAGGAGUCAUGGCCCAUUUUAUUCAAGGAUCUACAAGUGCAGAAAAGGACAUAGACCAACUGGGAAGAACGUGACUCACAUUGUUGCACAGAUUAUGACAACUGAUAUGAUAAAGGAUUUCUCCUUAGACACUCUUAUACUGCAGCAUGACUCUUUGGAGGGAGCAUUAGAUUCAUGUUUCUCUGGAGACAUGGUGGUUAUCUUCCCUGGGGAAUACCAAGCAGACAGCCUGGCCUCACUCACAGAUGACAUACACAUUAAGGGAGCUGGAGAGAGGCAGGAAGUGGUGAUCUACUCUGAGCCCACCAGUGACAACUUUGUGGCCUCCAAGCGGUCUCAGGUGAUGCUCCAGGACCUGACACUGGUUCAGAGGGGCACAUGUGAUGGCAUUGUGGUGGUGGAGUCAGGCCAGAUGACUUUGAAGAACUGUGUACUAAAGUGUGAGGGCACUGGUGUGUGUGUGCUGACUGGUGCUUCUCUUUUUAUGACCAACUGUGAGGUCACUGGAGCUCAGGGAGCUGGUAUAGAGCUUUACCCAGGGAGUGUGGCUGAACUUCACCAGAAUGAAAUCCACCACUGUAGCAACCAAACCAUUAAAGACCCCAAGAAUUCACUGGGUGGCAUCAAUAUGAAGGUCCUUCCAGAGCCACAGCUCAGGAUGUUUGAUAACUACAUCCAUGACAACCAUGGCUAUGGGGUGACAAUACUAGUGCCUGAUAAUAUCCAAGGCACUGUUAAUGAAGAGCAGGUAACUGCAAGAGGUGACGAGAAUGAAUCUGAUCAGCUGGCCAAAGCUAUUCAAAAACUCAGUCUGAACACCAGCACCAAUAAGCUCAUCUCCAACAGCCUGGGUGAUGUGGGCCUGCUACACAAAAUGUGGUUCACCUCAUAA